CCUCAACCAUUUGCGCUCGAAAUGCCUGAUGGGCUGGUCCCCGCGUCAAUACCGACCGAGACCCGCACCUAAAGAUAGUGCUCGACCUCCCUAGAAUUUGUGCGAGAUGCGGGCGCGGUGUCUAUUGACUACACUGGCUUGACGAAUGGGUUGAGCAGGACCGGAUGGCAAGACCGUAUAAAAGCUGGUAGGCUACGGAGAGAGAGAGCAUCCAUCCAGAAACCAAUAUUUCUCUCAGUCCCAACAAUGUCUAUCCGAUCCAGUCUCCUCAGCUUUGUUGUGCUGGCCGCGUUCGUGUCCGCGGCUCCCUCGCAAACGGAUACCGCCAAACGCGCCACCUGCACUGUAAACAGCGUCGCCAGCGCGUCUGGGCUUUCUAGCUGCACAGACGUUGUCAUCGAGGCGUUCACUGUCCCCGCCGGCGACACGAUCACGAUCGCGGCGGCGAGCGCGAGCGGCCCGCUCAUCACUUUCGACACAGAUAACAUCAACUUCAACGGUGGAAACAACAAGAUCGAUGGCAACGGCGCUCUAUACUGGGAUGGCCAGGGCACCAACGGAGGAUCCUUCAAACCCCAUCCUUUGGUGAAAUUCAAAGGCUACGGCACUUUCUCGUCCGUGACGGUUCUGAACACCCCCGCCCAAGCGAUCUCGGUCGGUACCACGGACACAUCGACCAUCCAGCAGGUCACGGUCGACAACUCUGCCGGCGCUUCCCUCGGCCACAACACCGACGGCUUCGACAUCAGCGCCGACUCCGUCACCGUCUCCCAGUGCCAAGUCACGAACCAGGACGACUGCGUCGCGGUCAAUUCGGGCGACAGCGUGCUGAUCGAGAACACGACGUGCACGGGCGGGCACGGCAUCUCGAUUGGAUCAUCGUGUCCGGCAAAUCAUGACGAACUUCCGCGCGACGGGCAACACGGUCAGCAACAGCAAGUACGGGCUGCGCAUCAAGGUCGACGCGGACGCGACGAGCGCCCAGGUCUCGGGGGCGACGUACUCGGGGCGAGUGGCACAUCCUUUGCCGUCGAACACAUGUCCGCUGACCAUCAUCGACGCACAGAACACGCUGUCUGGGAUCAGCGACUACGGAAUCCUCAUCUCGCAGAGCUACCCGACCGAGGACGGCUCCACCGUCGGCACCGGCGGUCCCAUCUCCGGGUUGGCGUUCACCGGCGCCCGACCACUCUCGCUGUCGACUCGACUGCCUACUCCGUGGUUGUGAACUGCGGCGCCUGCUCUGGCACCUGGGACUGGUCCGAGCUCGACGUCACUUCCGCUGGGGAUGGUCACCAAGCUCUCCCUUGACAAGGCUACGGUCAGCUCCGUCAUCGCAGCAGGGUCCUACAUACGACUGAUAUUUCCUCUCAGAUCUCGGGAGGGCACCUACUAGUGACUUCUGCUAAGAAGAAUUAGCAAACAUCCUGCCCCUGCGUUACCUAACAAAAAUAUAUACGCUCGAAU
Mycena citricolor is the source of this 1467-nucleotide messenger RNA. The record is from the annotation of a GenBank genome assembly. NCBI's taxonomy places the organism in Eukaryota, Fungi, Basidiomycota, Agaricomycetes, Agaricales, Mycenaceae.